GUUAUCAAAAUAAUUAAGCAUGAGCUCAUGCCUUAUUAUCUUGUUUUAGUCUAUGUCUAUGUACUUGUGUACUACCUCCAGGUCCCAGAGGGGGGCGACAGUUUUGAGACAGGCUACCUUAACAGCCCCUUAGUUGUACUGGAUCAAAACUGUCCUCCUCUGUGAGUCCGUACUGGGUUUCACAAGUAGUGAGGUAUUGUUCUUUCUUUGUUUAUUCCGCUUUAGAAGAGGUUGUAGUUUUGCGAGAAGGAUACUGUUUUUGAUAUGGCAGUAUCUUCCGGGGAAUUUAAGGCAAAUAAAACUUUUUGGGGUGAAUGUCAAGGAAACCCUGUACCGACCCGCAGGGGGGUCAGGAAACGACCAGUUGGUUGACCUGGCGACACGGGUAGAAAAAAGGGGAAGUGAUGGUUGAUGUCGAUAAAUUGAAUUUUAGAGAAUCUGUCAGUUUUGUUGUAGGGCAACUCUAAAAGGAGAUCCUAAGAACGAGAUUGCUCACUGGUUGUUUUGAAGGAAUUUGAUUCUCCUCUACCCUGGCGCGAGGAGACACUUUCAGAUAGGUUUGGGAUAAGAAGAUGCGCGCAGACGUAUCUGUCCUGCUCGCGGAGUUGAGUAUUAUGUGGAGGCUGCUCUUGCAAAUGUCAAUAAAGGACCUAUUCAAGAGUGGCAGGAUAUAAACUCAAACGUUUUUGUAUGCGUUCCCUGAAGGUAAUUCUGGAAAACGUCUUCCCGAGUGACAACGACCCAAUCGGGUUAUUUAGGUUUGGGGAGAAGAAAAGAUUAGAAUAUUAAAGAUGUUGGAUGAGUAUGAUAAAGCAACACGGUCUCGAGAAUGAAUUAACGAUUAUCCUUAAAUGUUAUUUGACCACUGAAUUAAUGAUAGUCAUUAAUUCAUUGUCAUGCGCAAGGCGCGGAUGCUAAGGUGUUGUUGAUCACAUGGUUGACUACUCAAGCAUUCAAUUGCAAGCAUUGAAGCAAGCGAGGAUGACUGGUAAGCGAGACAAACCACAGACACCAAACAAGAAGAUAGUACCGCGGCUUAAGGCCUUUCCAGAAUGUGGUACAAAUUGUCCUACUGCAUGUCGCAGCUGCAAAAAUGAAAACUGCUCAUACAUUUUUGCAAAGAAGGUCAAGUCGAACCAUGAUGCUAUUGAAAAGAAAGGGACAACCAACCCAACCAAUCAGAAAGACAUGAUGUAUUAUAGGGCAGACGUCCUGCAUCAGAAACACCAAAAUGACAUUGUCAUUUUGACAUUUAAGAGACAUGGUCUGGGCACAACAGUGCUAUGGCACAGAAGGUGCCGGUGCAGCCUUUGUUGGGCACGAGGGGGAGAAGCCUGCCCAUGAACUUGGGAAAAUGGUUAAGAAAAUGUUUGAGACGUUUAUGGAAGGUGAGACUAAGGACUGGGAGACCACAAAACAUGGAACCCCUGGUCCAUGUACCACCUCCUUGGACCACCCCUAAAACUGCCUAAAAGCUGAGACAAAAUGAAUUUGUGUGAAUAAAUCUGGCACAUUAGAGACCCUAAAUGUCUGAUACAGUCCAAUAUUUAAUAUAACAGCAGUCUAUGUGCCUCUACCGCCAUCUUGGAACAUUAUCCACUAACCAUUCCUAAUGAAGGGUAUUAGAGGAAUAUAUGUUGUAGGGGUGUAAAGAAUGUCCCCACCCCAACCCAUUCUCCCAUAUCCUUUAUAAAGAGUUUGCUAUUUGUUUUUCUCUUCUCACUUCAAACUUUUUUCAUUUCUUACAUAAUUGAUCUUGACACAAUAUCAAAAUUUGUGUCCGCUCCACUAUUUUAUCAAAGCAUUAUUUCCAUUUUCAAGUUUUAGUUGCAUUAUUGAAUUUACAGUAACAAAAAUGUUUGGGUAAUUUUUAAUGAUGGCCGAAGUUGUUGAAAAAGGUUGUUUAAGCUUUGUUUUUUGUGUUUUAUCAUUGUCAUUAUUAUUGUUAUUCACACAACUGGCUUUCAAAAUGCUAUAAAAAAUUAGUCACAAAUAUGACU
Nematostella vectensis (starlet sea anemone) is the source of this 2000-nucleotide messenger RNA. RefSeq lists its product as uncharacterized. Lineage: Eukaryota; Metazoa; Cnidaria; Anthozoa; Actiniaria; Edwardsiidae. The coding region runs from base 934 to 1344 and encodes 136 amino acids. The record is from RefSeq and is a predicted model, not a curated record. The transcript has 4 exons.